This is a messenger RNA of Asparagus officinalis (garden asparagus), 1093 nucleotides long. RefSeq names its product LIM domain-containing protein WLIM2b-like. Gene Ontology annotation, biological process: actin filament bundle assembly. Gene Ontology annotation, cellular component: actin cytoskeleton; plasma membrane. The coding region runs from base 248 to 817 and encodes 189 amino acids. Lineage: Eukaryota; Viridiplantae; Streptophyta; Magnoliopsida; Asparagales; Asparagaceae. Gene Ontology annotation, molecular function: actin filament binding. The record is from RefSeq and is a predicted model, not a curated record. The transcript is spliced from 5 exons.
CCCUCUUGCCCUUUCUCUUCUUUUCAUUCAUUUUGUUUCCUCUGCUCGCGGCAAAAAGCGAGACCUCUUGAAUCGCUGCUCUCGAAAGCGAGAGAUCCGCGAUCUAGAUCAAAUAGCGAUCACUCGAUUGAUUGAUUCAUAGUAUCUCUGUCUAGAUCUGCUGGUCUUCAGCUCAGUUUUUUUUUUCAAGGCGAAUUUUUUAUUAUUAUACUUUUUUGGCGAAUCGUCGGCGGGAGAUCAAGGGCAAAUGGCGUUCAGCGGGACUCUGCAGAAGUGUAAGGUUUGCGAUAAGACUGUUUACUUCAUGGAUCAGCUGACUGCCGAUGGGAUCUCGUAUCACAAGGCUUGCUUCAAGUGCCAUCACUGCAAAGGAACCCUAAAGCUAAGCAAUUAUUCUUCUAUGGAGAGUGUUCUAUAUUGCAAGCCACAUUUUGAUCAGCUCUUCAAGGAAACAGGCAAUUUCAGCAAGAACUUUCAGUCACCUGCAAAAUCAGCUGACAAGCUAACUCCAGAACUAACAAGGUCUCCUAGCAAGGCUGCUGGCAUGUUUUCAGGAACACAAGAAAAAUGUGCCACUUGCAGUAAAACAGCAUAUCCUCUUGAGAAGGUGACUGUAGAAGGACAGGCAUAUCACAAAUCCUGUUUUAAGUGCUCCCAUGGUGGCUGCUCAUUAUCUCCUUCCAACUAUGCAGCCCUUGAAGGCAUCCUCUAUUGCAAGCACCAUUUCUCUCAGCUUUUCAAGGAGAAGGGGAGUUACAACCAUCUCAUCAAGUGUGCUUCAAUCAAACGCACAGCAUCACCUGCUCCGGAAUCAUGAACUUGCAUUGCUCGGUCAUAUAUAAUUCUUCUCGAAUAUUCUCGACCCAUUUGCUUGUUGUAUUGUUAAGGAAUUGGUGAGCUUGUGCUCUUUAUGUUCAGCUUUGUCCUGAUUGUGAGAAGUGAGAACUAUAUGCGGAACAAUGUGUGUGUUAUUUGCCCAAUGCUUGUGAUGCGUGCUUUCAAGAAAGCUUGACAGUGGUAUUCGUUGCUGAUACUUUGCAACGACCACGAUGUGUUUCCAUAAUCUACUGUAAUUGCUUCUCUUGUUUUAUAA